This is a messenger RNA of Mesorhabditis spiculigera, 1314 nucleotides long. Lineage: Eukaryota; Metazoa; Nematoda; Chromadorea; Rhabditida; Rhabditidae. The record is from the annotation of a GenBank genome assembly.
AUGGCUCCGACGAACGGUUCCGCGUCGGCGGGGUUGUGCUCCGUGCUUCUGGGCGCCCAGUGGGGCGAUGAAGGCAAGGGCAAGAUCAUCGACUAUUUGAUUGAGAAUUACUCGAUCGACAUCACUGCUCGUUGUCAGGGUGGAAACAAUGCUGGGCAUACCGUCGUCGCCAAUGGCCGCAAAUACGACUUCCACAUCCUGCCCUCAGGAAUCAUCUCCCCGCAUUGUACGAACGUGAUCGGCAACGGUGUUGUCGUCAACCUCGACGCCUUCUUCAAAGAGCUCGACCACAACGGCGUGACGAGCGAAGCCGGAUGGGAGAAGCGGAUCAUCAUUUCUGCCGAGGCGCACCUCGUCUUUGGGAUCCACCAACAAGUUGAUGGACGACAAGAGGAUUCGCUUGAUCAGAAGAGCAAAAUUGGCACGACAAACCGCGGCAUUGGCCCCACCUAUUCGUCAAAAUGCUUCCGCAACGGCAUACGAGUCGCUGAUCUGAUGGGAGAUUUCGAAGAAUUCGCCAACCGAUAUCGAUCGCUCGUCGCUCACUACAAGAAGCAGUUCCCGAGCAUCGAAAUUGACAUCGACGGCGAGCUAAAGCAGUUCCAGGCCCACGCUGACAAGCUCCGCGAAUUGAAUCUCGUCGGGGACACUGUUGGCUUCCUGCACGAGGCUCGCGCCAACGGACGCGCCAUUUUGGUCGAGGGAGCCAACGGCGCGCUGCUUGACAUUGAUUUUGGCACUUAUCCGUACGUCACGUCAUCAAACGCUACGGUUGGCGGCGCGUGCACGGGUCUCGGCAUCCCGCCGACCGCAAUUCAGCAGAUUAUUGGCGUGGUGAAAGCAUAUCAGACCCGUGUUGGCACUGGCCCGUUCCCCACCGAGCUCUUUGAUGAAGACGGCGUCAACUUGCAACGAAUCGGGCAAGAGGUCGGCGUGACGACGGGAAGAAAGAGGAGGUGUGGAUGGCUCGACCUGAUCCUCCUGCGGCGCUCGGCCCAAAUCAACGGCUACACGCAUAUUGCGCUGACGAAGCUUGACAUUCUCGACAGCUUCCCUGUGAUCAAGAUUGCCGUCGGCUACAAGGUGAACGGCAAUAAGGUAUCGACACCUCCAGCAAAGGCGUCUGACUGGGAUCGCAUCGAGAUAGAGUACCGGGAGUUCCCGGGCUGGAUGUGCGAAACGGCAAAGAUCAGACGUUUUGAGGAUCUGCCCGAGAAGUGCCGCGAGUACGUCACUUUCAUUGAGGAGUUUAUCAAGGUGCCAAUUCGCUGGAUUGGUGUGGGCGCCGAGCGCGAGUCGUUGAUCGUCCGAAAC